Messenger RNA from Thermothelomyces thermophilus ATCC 42464, 1149 nucleotides. RefSeq names its product zinc finger-like protein. Gene Ontology annotation, molecular function: zinc ion binding. The record is from RefSeq and is a predicted model, not a curated record. NCBI's taxonomy places the organism in Eukaryota, Fungi, Ascomycota, Sordariomycetes, Sordariales, Chaetomiaceae. Bases 187 to 1149 code for a protein of 320 amino acids. Gene Ontology annotation, cellular component: cytoplasm. The transcript has a single exon.
GGGGGCUAGGCAACCAAACCUCGUCAUCUUCUCAACCCACUUGCUUGGUCAGCGACCCCCGUGGAAAGAUUCCUCAACCGGGGGCGCGCCUCCAAUUACGUGACCCGAUGCCGCCUAGUCCUGCUCUACCGUAACUUACUUAAACCGAACAGCAGCCCCCCCCCCCCCCGGGCCAGCCCCGCAACCAUGGCUUCUCCAAACCCGAACAAGUCUGACGAGACCUCGUACGUUCAAAUGUCCGCCGCCGCAGUCGACAGCCGCGGCACCGACGCGAGCCUGGUAGGCUCCCACUGCCAGUACAGCUACUGCAACCAGCUCGACUUCCUCCCGUUCCGAUGCCAGAGCUGCAACAAGACGUUCUGCCUCGAGCACCGCACCGAAGACAGCCACGAAUGCACGAACCCGGGGGCGUGGGCGGCGCGCCGGCGCGAGCAGGAACUGGCUAGGCCGUCGCUGGGCCAGGGCAAGCCCAUGCGCGACCCGGUGGGCCGGAAGAAGGUGUGCGCCGACGACAGCUGCAGCGCCGUCAUCGGCACGCCGCUCGCGCCGGGCGUGCCCUGCCCCGGCUGCAACCGCGACUACUGCCUCAAGCACCGGCUGCGCGAGGAGCACGACUGCAGCAGCAAGACGCCGAUCGGGGCCCGCGCCGCCGGCGCGGCCCAGGCCGCCGCCGUCGCCGAGGGGGCCAGGAGCGCGCUGGAGCGCUUCCGCCUGUGGGGCCAGGCCAAGAAGCAGCAGGCCAAGAUGUCUCUCGCGUCGACGAGCUCGAAGCCCAAGGUCGCGCAGAUGGUCGCGGUCAACAAUCUCAAGAAGACGGCCAAGGGGGACGCCAAGAUUGCGCCCGAGAAGAGGAUAUACCUGUACGUCGAGGCCGAGGCGGCGACCGCCAGGGCCAAGAUUCCGAAGGGCGAGUUCUUCUACUCGCAGGAUUGGGUGGUUGGCAAGAUGCUGGAUGCUGCGGCGCGGAGUUUGCAGGUGCCGAAUGUCAACAACCAGUCGAGCUCGGAGGAGGACAAGUUACGGGUGUUCCAUGUCGAAGGAGGGCGGUUGCUAGACUUCAACGAGAAGUUGGGCGACGUGUUGCAGAGCGGCAACACCGUUGUCUUGUUGAGGGGUGUUGGGCCGCCGCCGGAUCUGAUCGAGGCAUGA